Molecule: messenger RNA, 11456 nt
Organism: Dromaius novaehollandiae (emu)
Lineage: Eukaryota; Metazoa; Chordata; Aves; Casuariiformes; Dromaiidae
Gene: PAG1
Product: phosphoprotein membrane anchor with glycosphingolipid microdomains 1
Exons: 8
Coding region: 598-1881 (427 amino acids)
Biological process (GO): negative regulation of T cell activation; intracellular signal transduction
Cellular component (GO): plasma membrane; membrane raft
Molecular function (GO): SH2 domain binding
Source: RefSeq, a predicted model, not a curated record
GGCAGCGAGUAUUCCCGCUAUUGUAUGUCGCAUCUCAUCCGGAGACGCGAGAACGCCUCCAACGUCUUGACACUCGCUUACUCCUUUUUAAUAUAAUGAAGCGUUGACUAAUCAAAAAUACAUAAGCAUUUUUCUCCCAUCGGUUCUCCUCCGGCUACUCCAAGAAGAAGAAAAAGUGCAGGGCUGUACAUUAGAGUGUCUUUGUGAUACCAUUCAUGCUCGGCCCUGACAGAGCAGACAUUGUUUGCUUGCUGUAAUAGCCUUGGCAGCCAAAUAAGGUAGAGAUUUGUGCCACGCAUACAGAAUCGGAAAGUGGCAGAGGACAAGCAUCUACAAAUUCCUACAACUGGAGUAACCAGAAGAAGGAGUUUCAAAAUGUGCAGCUAAUAGCUUUCCGUGGGGUCUUCUGUAGUGGUCCUGGAUGAAGAAGCCUUAUUAAUUGAAGCGCAGAAGCUUUUGCUUCCCCUGUGGGAAGACCUGUAUGAAGAGCUGGGUGGACGUUGCUGUGAGAAACAGAAGGUGUGCUCAUCACAGAUAACAGCACUCUCCAAGGAAUAAUAUCUUCAUCCCGAAGUGACACCAGCUCCUGCUAGUAUCAUGGGACCAGACAGUGGCUUCUUAGGCAGUGGGCAGGUCCACGCCAUCCUGUGGGGAAGUUUGGCAGCUAUGACCACACUCUUAUUCCUCACCUUCCUCAUCUUCCUCUGCUCCAGCUGCAACAGGGAGAAGAAGCCCAAACAUCAGAAUGGAGAUCAUGAAAAUCUGAUGAAUGUGCCUUCUGAUAAGGAGAUGUUCAGCCACUCUAUCACAAGUUCAGCUACUGAGCCUCCUCCAAGCAGCGACCAGAACGGGGCACUCAGUAAUGGCGAGGUGCUCUCGGAGGACAGUACAACUGCCUGCAUCCAGCCUUAUGAAGAAGUACAAACAUCUGUCUCUGAUCUGCUAGAUCAGCAGGAUAGUCUUGGAAAAUCCAUUAAAUGUCACCAGAGCCGGGAACUACCCAGUAUUCCUCCUAACAGUACCAUGGAAACCAUCAUCUCAGCUAGAAAUGCAGAAAAUGAUCAAGGUCUUGGAAUGGAAGGGCCUUAUGAAGUUCUGAAAGACAGCUCCUCUCAAGAGAACAUAGUUGAAGACUGCUUGUAUGAAACUGUGAAGGAAAUUAAAGAUGUCGGAGCAGUAGCCAACAUGGAAGAAAGAUGUAACAACAAAUCAAGGGCUUCAUUGGUGGUUUCUGAAGGUCAGAAACAGAUCCCUGAGUGCAGAAUUGAAUCAGCAGAAUAUGCAUCUGUUGAUCGGAAUAAAAAAAGUCGCCAAAGUGCUAAUUCGGACAGCCCUCUUGGCAAUACACCAGAUGUAGAGGAUGAGCCUCCCCCUCCAGUACCCAUGAAACUUCUUGAUGAAAAUGAGAAUGUGCAAGAACAAAAAGUGGACGAAGAACAAGAGACAGAAGGAGCAUGUAAACCAGAGAAGAGGCUUAGUACAGUGUCUUACAAGUCUCGAGAGGAAGAUCCAUCUCUUACAGAAGAUGAUAUCUCAGCCAUGUACUCUUCGGUGAGUAAGCCAGGACAGGCCAUCAAGGCACUGGAUUCCACUUACACCUGUAUUCAAGAAGUUGCAUCUCCGAGGUCCCCAUCUAUUUGCAGCGGCCUCUAUGCAAGUGUAAAGGACUUUGAAAACACCCUAAAUACUACCACUGUGCCUCAGUCAGCGGACAGACCAAAUGGCGAGUUGGAGCCUGACUAUGAAGCUAUCCAGUCAAUGAGCCAGGAAGAAGAUAGGACCUUGUCUGUGCCUAACACAAACCACAUUGCUCUUUCAGGAGAGAAUGACUAUGAGAGUAUAGGGGACUUGCAGCACCACAGGGAUUUCACCAGACUUUAAUUACUCUGGCAGCCACAUUUCAGCAUUUAUCUUACCGGCUGGUAUUUUCAAAGGAACAUGUGAAACAAGAAGAGAGUGUUGUUCCUCCUGAGGAACCAAGUACAGAACAAAAGUUGUGAGGAAGCAACACGUGUUUCAACCAGGGUGCAAUAUGCAUUAGGUUAUUCUUGGUUUCUUGGCUGUUCUUGGUUUCUUGGCAAUUCUUGGAUUGCAGCUCACUAGAAAGGUUGCGUCAGUUCAGAAUUAGGAUCAAAACAAUGUAAAGGCUUUUGUGUUGUUACUUCCAAGACAACCAGAAUUUGGGAAGGAGUGCCGUGUUUGUCUUCUUAAGAAGAUCACGUACCAAAAAGACUGCCUUUACGCAAAGCUAGCUUUUCAUUUUAAAAGAUUAUGUCAUUUGUUUCAAGGUGUUUUUCAAGAAUCAUUUUUCAUUGCAAGUUCAGCCAUCGUCUUUGUUGAGCAAAUCACAGAUCAUCAUGCCUCAACUCAGACUCACUUUGCAGGGGUGGGGAAGGUGUGUUAACUUUCCUGUCUUUUGGGGAGCUCUGUAAUUCAGCUUGCUAGAACUAUGAGCCCUUGCAGGCAGAGGGAUUGGAGAUGGAGUCAGAAUAGCGAUAUGUUCCACUCCGCUUUCAUUACAACUACAGUGCAAACAACAGUACUUCACUUCACAAGGGACCUACUCCAGAUGUACUGGAAUUAAUUCUGUAGGCUUUUUCUUUCUUUCUUUCUUUCUUUCUUUUUUUACGUUAAGGGCUGUAGAACUUGACUUUCAGUAUUUAAGGUAUGUAGUGGUGUUUGUGGGGUUUGUUUUAUUUAAUUAUUUAUGAAAUACUUUUUUGAAAUGUCACCCUUAGCAUUCUCACUCUAUUUCCCUCAUGUGCACACAUAAUACUUACACACAUAUGCUAGACAAUUGCCAUGUUGCAUCAAAAAGCAGUGCAAAUGAAUGCUGGCAUAAUGUUCAGUCUAACUUUAACAGUGUUGACCCAUCUUUUUAAGAAUUUUUCCUUUUGUUUUUAGACUUUAAAAUAUUUUAAUCUAGUUUAUUAUGUAGGAAAAUUUAUGUACUGUCUUGAGUGGAUGAUAAUUUUCAUUUUUACAUUAUAUUUUUCAUGUUCAAAGUUACUGUAGAUUAACUUACUGUUUUAUGUUAACAGAAGGAAUCUCAUUCUUUGUUUGGACUUUAUUCGUUUUUCCUUUAAAGAACACUUGCUAUAUUAGAAGCAUGUAAAUGAACAAUUGCUGUGGUUUUUUUAUCCUCCUGAGCAGGGGGGUGUACAUGCCUUGCUGUUUCUAGACUCAGAAUUACAGAGCCUAUGUAAAAGACCACUGUCAGCGGACAAAAAAGAGGAAGAAGAGAGAAUGGGGCUUAGUCUGGGAUAGCCACUGGUCCUCCUCUGGUAAAAGGAGUAGGAGAGUAAAAACUGAAGGAGGCCAAGCUUGGAGCUCUGGCAAGCAGUUUGAAAGCCAUUGUCAUUGCAAAGAUACCAAGUUAUUCUGCAAGUAUUUCUGUUACUACUAUAAACAAAGUAUAGUGCUUAGAUGAAACAAGUAGGUAUUGGGCUGAUACUUCUGUUUUCUUCCAGAAUAGUACACUGUGACACUCCAGCAUUAGAGAACUGGCAUUGUGUCAUGUGUAUACACAUGUAUACACAUGUUUAUAGUUAUGCGUAUACAUGUGCAUAUAUCCCUGUGUAUACACACAUAUACAUGUAAUUUGGAUAUAGGUAUAAAUUACUGUCCAGACUUGGUAGCAUUCAUAUACAUAAUUUUUGGCAUGUACUUGAAGAGUAGUUCAUUUUUACUUUAAAAUAAACAGUACCUAAACUGAGAUUGGCUCGUAGCAUAGUAGCCUAGAAUGGGUUUAGUUUCCCAGUACUGAUUUUUGACAUAUCAAAUUGAGUCUUUCUAAAAUCACUGGCCAGCGCCACACCAGUACUUGGUACAAUAAAGAGCAAACAUAGAUUUGGUUACACACAUUUAUUACAAAUAACUUGAUAGCUGAAAGCAGUGAACUGAUUUAUGGACUUGGCCUGCACUGCAGUGGCUCUGAGGAGCGCUGCUAGUGUGCAGUCAACCCCUGCCUGCAUUAGGGUGAUUCAGGCUUCCUGGAUCCUGACCUCAUGCAACAGAGUAGAACACUUCAGCUAUGACUCUCUUCAUAAAAAAAAGAGUCAUAAAAGCAGGUCAGGCCAGCCUACAUCCAUCUUGUUCUUGAUCAUGCUGUCAUGUUUUCACAGUUACAGCAAACACUUUGCUUCCACUUCAUUGCAAUGUCUCCCUCUUUUAAAGCUGACUUUCAUCUUCCUUUCUGGACUUUUUCCCUCAAAAAAAUUUCUGUUUUUGUUCCCUUCAAUGUGAAUUCAUGAAGUUCUGUCCUUCUGCUUCAUAUUGUCUAAGGCCAAAGAUAAGAUCUCUCAUGUUUCAGAAGAUCUUUUGUGAUAAGAUUGGAGAGUGUCUGAAGUCUUAAGCUAUGUGUUUGCUGUCUGCUCCUUGCUCGGGGGUACUGGUUUACACUGCCCUCAGUCUGACUCCUGUGAAUUAGUGGGAAACAUUUCCCAACUCGUGAGCUUCUCAAAUUCAUCUCAAGAUGCAGUUAUCCCUUAAGGAUUGCCUUAUACAUUACCUGGAUGACUGCUCUAAAGAAACAGUAGCAACAUGAGGCUUGUCAGGUUCACCAGAAGCAAUUUUAAUACAAGCUUAAAGAUCAAAAGAUAACACAAGUUCAUGCUAGCAAAGAAAAAGGUUAAACUCCUGAUUGCAAAAUUUUAAGUUGCAAAAGAAGAAAAUAAUGCACCACUCAAAGAGUACCCUGUCAUUCUUUCCUUGCUGUCAUUCAAGAUCAUCAAGUCUAGGAGGGAUUGCCCCGUUGCACUUUGCUGUUCUUUCAGAGCAGAAGCAUAGUGUUGGUUUGGAGAGAGGGACGUGAGACUCCGUCCCAUCCUUCGUGUGCCCUGGGCUGACAGCUGCUCCUUCAGACCUCCAUAUUUCCCUUUUCCACAGUGAAAUCCCUCCUCCUCUCUUCAUUUUUUUUUAUUUUUAACCUGACUCAUACAGCCUUGCACUGGGAGCUGGUGCUGGGCUUGCAGUGCUGUGGUGCUGACACUUUCCUUCUGGUUUAAAUGAUGCUAAGCUUGGUAACAACCUUUUCAAAGUGGCUAUCGUAGCAAAGAAAGAGCUUCAGUGGUGGGUGGAUUAUCAGACUUUUAUUUUCUUCUUUAUCUCAAAUUUUACAAAUAGGAGUUUAACCUUUUCUUUUUACUAUUCUGUCAAUCAUGUACUGUAGGUAUAUGCUUUAUCCACAUCUCUUCAAACUCUCAGUGUCUGAAUCCUGACAGAUGACACAGUAAUACAGACAAAGUUUAAUAUGGAGUGUUUAGUCCAAGCCACGAUCCCCACUCUGUCUUUUGUCAGAUUUAGGGACUCUUAUCCUAACAGUCUUAUCUGAAGUAACCGCAGGAGAGAUCUGCUUUCAGUCCACCAGAUCCUCAGUCUGGUAGGGAAGGAGUUCAGAGUCCGAUUGCUGUGCUCGAGACAUUUGGACCUGCCCUCACCAUUCGAGACCACUUACAGUGGACUCUUGGGAGCCACUAACAAGAAUUACCUUCCAUGAACAAGGCCGCAUAGGAGAAGUCCGUAACUCCCCUGCAAUCUCCAUUAUAUAGUCUAAUGCUAAAGAAAAAAAUUUUAGAAUUCCAUCCAGGGCUCUUAAAUUUCAUCACCUGACAAGGAAUCAAGCAUCUAUUUCAGUUCCCUCUAUCCAGAAGUAAGAUCCUUCCCUUCACUUGUGCUGCCAGUGCUUCCUUUUCACUAACGUAUUGGAUGGGAAGAUUUUUCCAAUAGUAAUCCACAAAUAGAUUAAUCUUACUGUAAAGAGUCUCUCAUUGCUAUUUUCUCUCUUUCACCAUAUCCUGAGUAUAUCACCCUAAAUAAAAUGUCAGCAUCCAAAAGGAAAUAUUUCUUAUCCAAUGAUCUUUUCUGGGGCUACUUAGCAGUCUAUUUUUUUUAACUCAAUUUGUUGGUAAAACUAUGUAGUAAGAUCUUCAAAUCACCACAGUAAAGUCGAGUAAAGCUGUAAUGUGCAUAUAACUACACUAGUGGAAAGGUCUUUUUUCUUUCUGAGAACUGGUAGAAAUCAGAAAUGUAGUUUCAAGGGUUUUUUUCAGUGAAUCUGUGUCUCCUGUAGGAGUUCUAACCUAAACCCAACACCUAAAUCAGUCAUCCCCUUCUACCAUGGCAAACUUGAAUUGCUUUCUCAGUUUGAAAAAAAAUAAGUUCUUUAAGAAUAUCUGUAGCAUGGGCAUGUACCUUUUUACCACGGUUAGAUCACUUAUAGUGCCUUUUUUACUAGGUAUUUAGCAUUUCCAUACUCUUUUAGAAGUGUUUGUUUAGCACAAAAGUAGAAAGAGCGAGCCCUUACAUUUACUUGUCUAAGUGGGAACCAGCUUUAUAGAGACACAUCAAAUGUACUGGACCUCAGUUAGCCCUAGAAUAGCAAUAGUUUCUCACAGACUUCCUGUAAAAGCCCAGUAAUGUAGCUACAACAACUAAACUUUGCAAUAAGAAUAAUCAGUCUUCUUUCAAAAAGCCUAAGUUUUUCCAACAGUGAGCAUUCAGGGAGGUGAUGUUCUGUGUCCAUGUCAACUGUGAAAAAUUAGUUGCUCGGUCUUUAUAUUUAUAUCAAUUACAGGCUUGCUUAUAUGUAGCAGGAUUCAUGGGAUGGGGGCAAUUGCAAAAGCAGUGCUGGGAUUCAGAUUCAUUAGUCACCCAAAGCUGGAACAUCCCACAAUAGCAACUGGCUGAGGAUCAGCUGCCUGCUGUAAGCCCUAGUGUGUUGUGCCUUCAGGGGCUCCAUCUUCCCGGGAUUUUUCCAGCCUGUAUACUUCUCCAUGGCUCCCUGACCAGCUCCUGUUGGCUGUUGUGAUCAAAACUCUGUAUACACGGUGCUCUCUGUUAAACCUUUCAAUGGUGCUUUUGUAAGAUGUUGGAUAAACAGUUUCAAUGUGCUUUCUGAAAGCUGACAUGUAAAGUUGUGACAUAUAGCAUUUGCUCUAGUAUUUUUGACUUCACAAAACUUAGUGUUAAUUGUGUUACUCUGGCUGCAAAAGGCUGACAGUGCUUCCCUGCUUCUUCUUUGUCCCACAUAGAAUCAAAAUGUUGUUGUCACACGUAACAAGCCUAUAUUGGGCAAUAGGUGUUUAAAAGCAACUACUCGGGCCAAGCUGUGGCUGGAAAGCAGUUAGACACAUGGCUGUGAUCUGUGCAGUGUGGGACUGGAAACAUCAUAGCUCUGAGCUCCAGGGUUUUCUCCUGUUUCCUACUGUGUAUAUACAUUUGUUUGCAAUAUGACUAUAGGAAAUCUGUUUCUACAACAAACAUGUUAGUUUGGGCCAAAUUCCAAAGCGAGAUUUUUUGUUCUUAGGCAAAUUACCAUUAUUUCGGAUGAGUGUUAUGUAUUCAGAUUGGAAUGUGCCUGAAUAAGGGUGAUAUGUGCCUCCCAAGUAACUUAGUGCCUGUAGUCUAUUGCAAAAAAGGAGACCUCAGAAAGAGAGAUUCAGUAUCACAGAUGCUCUUGUGGUGGCGUGCUGAAGACCUUCAGGGGCAAAUCUCUUCCUGAGAGCAGGAAGCAUAAUUGCUAUUAAUAUGAUAAGCAUAAUGAUUUCAUACUCUGGUGCUGAAAUUGAUUUGUAGCAUCUUUUUGGGGAUGGUCAUGGCUGAAGAUAUUGCCAAAAAAGACUAUUUUGAUAUCGCUUGCCAGCUAGCCAGAUAUUAACAUUGUUGAGGGUUAUGCUGAUGAUAAAUGCUAUGGAUGGGGCAUCACAGAGAUAAAACCACUGGGUUCCCUUUCUUUAAGGAGAGAAGACCCUUUGGUUGGGCGAGUAUGAAAGAUCCCAUGCUUGGCAUUCAUGUAUCUUCAACAAAAAAUAUUCAACAAAUUAAUUGCCUAUGUGAUGAUUUUCCAGUUGUGCAUCAGGGUACCACAUACACUAGACAGUGUUCUUUUCUAAUGGACAACAAAAAGAUGAAAGCUUAUUUCUGAUACAAGGUUCCCACUGCUUAAUUGAUAAGAACUUACUUUACAUGUAAGCCACAGGUCAGCAAGGGAGUGUCUACACAAUGUAUAUUUAUCUAAGCUAACACUAAAUGAUCCAGCUUAGGUAUUGUAAGCAGAAUCACUAGAACAACUUAAUGCUCUGCUUGGGCUGAUCCACUCAUAUAGUGCUAGCGCAGACACCCCGAUUUGCCUAGCGAAUACAUGAAGUAUCUUUUUAUUACAUACCAGUUGGCCUGUGCCCAAUCAACAACAUAAAUCUUAUCAUUAUCAUUCUGUUUCAUCAAGCUGUGAAGUUUUGUUUCUGGAAAUCUUUAGCUUAAAAUUGUCCAGAAGGGUAGUCACUACAAACAGGGUAGCAAAAUGUGUAAAAAUAAAGAUGUUACUGUAAAAGUAAAAAUGCUCCCUGUUACUGCACAGCAACUUGUCUAUCGUAUGUGGUACUCUCUUGCCAUACACAUUUCUGAAUAGUGGCUUUCAUCUGUGAUUUUCAUUUAUCCUAAUAAUAGCAAAGUCUGACAAGUUUUCAGUCUCCACAAAUCCUCUAAUUUUCACCAGUAUGUUUGUUACGGAAAAUGUAAAAUAAGAUGCUUUGUUCUGUUUAAAGGACAGGUAUGUUUUUUUUUCUUACAGUUUACAUUAAUAUAACAACUUGCUUGGAUGAUUUGCAAAGCAUAGCAGUAUGACUUGAUUUUAAAAUGCUUCAUUUUAAAUUUCAGAAUGCCUCCCUUUCGGUACAGACAAUGUUACCAACUCUUGGAAUUUUAAUGUUGUAAUAUUGGGGAAGGGGUUUUAAAACCUUAUUGAUCUUAUUACUUUAAAGGAGAAAACUACUGAUGUUUUGACAUUUUUAAUGUCUAUGAAGAGACUCUCAUAUUUUUGACCUUCAGCAUAGGAUGGAAUUGGACUAUCCUCUCAUUUAUGGAACUGUUUCGCCCUUCCAUAUUCAGCUGUCACCUUCUCAGUGACUCUUUUGUCCUUGAUGAGCUAUGUAAACUGUCCAGAAGGCAUAGAAACUGCAUCACCUUAACAAUUUUGAAUGGGAUGUUUAAAGCGCCUGUGGGAGGGAAAUCACAUCCUCAGGGACCCCAUAUUGCAGACUUCGUGGAGAUCUUUAUCUUCUUUCAAGGCAAGAAGCUCUGCAGCUUGCAAGCACUCAGCUGACAUGAAAAACUUAUAAAAGGUAAACUGAUACAAUGUUUAAAUGUAUUAGUAAAAAACACCUAAGAGCACAAGAAUUUCCUUUCUCACAUGCAUGUGGAUACUAGAGUUUGGUCUUGGUCUUUGAGCUACUUCAGCGUGGUCACGUAAGCAGUCUCCUCAGAUUAUCCUCCCAGCAGACAGUGCUGCUCAGCUAUUUCAGACUCUGAAUGAGCAUCUGGCUCAGUGUAGCGGCUCCUGAGUUUCCACACAUACCACCUCCUUACUUUCCAGCGGGGCCUGUCUCUACAUGGUGGCAAGGACAGCUCAGGCAUAGCCCUUUGCCUCACAGCCCUCACCCCUUUAAUUUAAGAAGGGGGGAUGUGAGCUGCUUCUCAGCCAAGCUGGCUGGUCUUUCUAGAUAAAAGUGUGUUAAGAGUCACCCUGCAAACCCAGAAAAGAGCAUUUACUCUCACGGCAGGACAGCUAUAGACUACUGCAGCAAUUAGGAAGAGAGAGGUAGAAGGAAUAAUAGCUAACUUUCAUUUGCACUUCACUCACACCACAGACUAUCUAUUUAUAAACAUUUUUACAGUAGAAGAGAUUAUAGUUAAAGGACAAAUUUCCCACAAUCUUGUAAGAGAUGGAUGGGAUUUCUUAUUUCCUUCCAGAAUUCCUUAAAUGAAAAGAGGUGGAGCCCAGUCCUCUUUGUCCCACUGUGAUACAGGGCUUGCUGGGCUUUUAUCAAACCUCUGUAUCAACCUAAAUGAAAAUAACUUCUAAAUGCAUGGUUUGGUUCUGUGAUAAAUCCAAGAUAGACAAGUGUGGGCGCACCAGUGUAAGUACCUUAUAGCCACAGGUUUCCAUGUGCAGAUCUGGACUUGCACCAAUGGAUUAUAGUAAAAUCAGAACCGGAUUUAUUUAAGUAGGAUUAUUUGCAUGAGCCAAGGGUGCAGGACUGGACCCUAAGAGUUUAGGAGAUGUUUGGCUUGGUGCUAGGUAUUAUUUCUAUUUUCAUUAGAGUAAAUACUUUAUGUCAGUGAAUUUAUAUGACUUCCAUUGGCACAACAAAAGCUAGAGUCUGGUAUAUGGAUAAUUAUCUUUAAUGGCUAUUAUUAAAAUUAUGCCUCAGUAGGAUUCACUUUAAAUUGAGUGGUAUAGGAGCUUCAGCACAAAAUUGCUUUAUAUAUGGAGCAUUGCAUACUUAAAACGCAUUGGAUAAAUACUUGCAAUUACAGGCACUUGCUUUUAUUUUAACCAUCGUUUUGUAAUGGAAAAAUAUUUAUUAGCAGAAUAGUUUUCUAGCAGUGUUCUCUUACAUAAUGUUCUAAUAGCAAGAUGUGUUUUCUGGACAGCCGUUUGAUUCUCUGGUCACUGAAGCAGAACUUCAAACCAUCCUCUAACCAGUACGACGUUCUGAAAAGAGAGGGCUCAAACUGUCUCUAUCUAGUAUCAGAGCAGACACAAAGAACAGGUUAAAUACACUGUGUAGUUCGGAUCUGUAGGUGGUGACAGCAGUUCAAAGAAACGAGUGUAAUAUAUAAAUCUACAGUCAGUGCACACAGACCUCCACAGCAGCACUAGCUGAGGCUUGGUAGCUACAUGAUUGGUUAUUUAUUUGGCUUGCUACCUUUUUGAAAUCAAUGUAGUUUCAUUAACAACCCUGCAGACAGUGAAACAGUGUAGUUUUCCAAAAUGCGUGUUCCAUAAACUGUAGCUUGACUGUAAUUGCCGAGCUUAUACUACCGCUAGAGUAGUUCAGAUCCAACACUAAGUUGUUUUUUGUAAAUUGAUAAAUGCCAUGAAAUUCUUUUCAACAUUUUCUAGUAGUAUGUACGAGUUGAUGUAAUUUAGUCACAACAUUGUUCUGAGAAUCUUCAUCCAAUGUUUCUAGCCAAUUCAGCUUUUGGCUGCUGAAAGCACAGUAGGUAAUUAUGGUUAUUUACUGUAAAUGUAGACAAGUUUUUUGUAAAUAUGUCAAGGCAAAAAAAAGAAAGAAAAUGUUACUUAAACAUAUGAGGCAAAUUAUCUAAAAGUAAGAACAUAGGUCAAUAAUAUGAAAUACAGGUUUUAUUUAUGUACAGUAGUAUCCUAAUAUUUACUUGUUUAUAUGCAGGAAAAAAAUCUUAAGAUUCUGUACUGUAUGCUCUGAAAGCUUUUAAAACAGGCUCUGCCAUUUUCUUUGGUUAAUAUAUUUGCAUAUAACUUUUGAAUUUAUUGGAAAUCCAUGUAAAUGAUGUCAAAUGGUAAACAUGUUAUAUUGCAAUGAAAUUAGUCUAAUUUAAAAAUCCUGAGAAAAUUCAAUGAAUUGAAAUCUUUAUAUAAAUUCAGUAGCCAGAUAGAAUAAAACACAAUAAAUAAGCUUUUUCUUUUUUUUUAA